Scylla paramamosain (green mud crab) is the source of this 5223-nucleotide messenger RNA. Its product is annotated as lysosomal alpha-glucosidase-like. Gene Ontology annotation, molecular function: carbohydrate binding; alpha-1,4-glucosidase activity. The coding region runs from base 420 to 3536 and encodes 1038 amino acids. Gene Ontology annotation, biological process: carbohydrate metabolic process. NCBI's taxonomy places the organism in Eukaryota, Metazoa, Arthropoda, Malacostraca, Decapoda, Portunidae. The record is from RefSeq and is a predicted model, not a curated record. The transcript is spliced from 22 exons.
AUGAGUGUUGUAGUCAGCUGAUUGUCAAUAAACAUUAGACUAAUAACGCAUUAGUUCGGAGGAAAAUAAGAGGCGUGUUUUGUUUCAUAGAUUUAAAAAGUAUAUUAAAACAGCCGUACUUUUCUGCUGCUGGUCAUGAGAAGUGAGAGUGAUGAGAGUGUAUUGUUGCAGUUAGCUGAUUGUCAAUAAAUAUUAGACACAACACGUUAAAUUAGGAGAAAAAUAAGAGGCGUAGCUUGUGUUGUAGAUAGAAUAAAAUGGAUUUAAACAGCUUUGCUCCGCUGCAGUUGGCUAGAUGAAGAGAAGAAUGUGUUAUUACGUACAGUCAGCUGAUUGCCCAGUCAGCUGAUUGUCACGCACCAGGGAUGUAAACUGGCCACUCAUGCAGAAAGAGGGUGAAGCAGUGACAAGUGUUCAGGAUGGUGCAGAUCUCUAGUAACCUGUCUCAGGCUGCCAAGGGUGAUGGGGAGGCGGCAGCAGCAGCAACCCUCCUAGCGAGUAAAGGAGCCACUUCUUUGGAGAGAAAAAAGAGGCACCUGCAGUGUGUGGUGACUGGCCUAGUUAUACUCUUUGGACUCUGGCUGACAACUACCAUCAUCAUCAUUCUCAUCAUUGCUCCAUAUUGCCGAGGCAGAAACUUGUUGGGACGACACUCCCUCCCACCUCCAAGCCUCAACCAAAAUGUGCUCACCUACUCAGAGACAGAUGCCCACAGACUCCAUGCAUAUAGGGAGUGGGUGAAGAACAUGGACAAGAAGGAGAUAGAAUGUGGUAUUGACUGCCUGUUCUAUUCACUUGAUGCCCCGAAUCUCAGUUUACUGGUUGAGAAGCAGACCCAAGCACCACCUGAGCCCUCCUCCGCCUCUGCCAAGCUACCUUCAGGUCAGUGUGAGGAUGUGCCUCUCAGCGAACGCUUUGACUGCCUGCCAAGUGCAUCACCAAAUCAAGAGGAGUGUGUGGCAAGAGGCUGCUGCUGGAAGGAGGUAUUGGAGGUACCAAAGCGCAAGAAGCCUUUCCCAGCACCAAGAAUCCACCAGCCUACCCACGGUUUCUCCCAAGAUGUGCCCUUGAAUAUCCCCUUCUGUUACUACCCCAAGGACUACCAUGGCUACCACUUCACCAACCUGACUCCCUCAGACAUGGGGUACCAAGGCUAUAUGUCCAGGAAAUCCGCAAGUGGAUAUUCUGGUGAUGUGGAUACGUUGUAUUUUGAAGUGCGGAUGGAGACAGACACCCGGAUUAGGAUUAAGAUCACUGACUCAUCUCAGACUCGCUGGGAAACACCUCUGCCUGUAGUCCCAGUUGUAAACAAGAGUUCUGCCACCCUGCCACUGUAUAAAUUUAAAGCUCGGCUGAAUGACGGGACUUUUACUGUGUCAAGGGAUUCCACUGAUCUGCCACUAUUCAACACAGAGGGAGCAGCACCCCUCACAUACUCAGACCAGUUCCUCCAGCUGUCCACCAUUCUUCCCUCACACUUCAUCUAUGGUUUGGGAGAGCACCUGGAUGGCUUGCUCCUUGACACAUUUUGGACUCGACGUGUGCUCUGGAACCUCGACCAGAUACCAGAGCCUGGGAAAAAUUUGUAUGGUAGCCAUCCAUUCUAUCUUGCCAUGGAGCCAUCAGGAGAAGCUCAUGGUGUCUUCCUUCUCAACUCCAAUGCCAUGGAUAUAGUGCUGCAGCCUCUUCCAGCCCUCACAUACAGGGUGAUAGGUGGUGUACUAGACCUAUAUGUGUUCCUAGGACCAACCCCUAGUGAUGUGGUGAGGCAGUACACUGAGGUGGUGGGCAGGCCAUUCCUACCACCCUACUGGUCCCUGGGAUAUCACCAGUGCAGGUUUGGCUAUGGAUCCACCAAUAGAACAAGAGAGGUCUGGCAGCGGACACGCAAUGCUGGGAUACCCUUUGAUACGCAGUGGAAUGACAUUGACUACAUGAAGGAUCACAACGAUUUCACCAUCAGCUCAGACACAUACAAGAACCUGCCACAGCUAGUGCAAGAUAUACACAAGGCUGGCAUGCACUAUGUUCCAAUAUUUGACCCUGGCGUGAGUGCCUCUGAGGCUCCAGGCACCUACCCUCCUUGGGAUGAAGGCUUGCAUUUAGGAGUGUUUGUACGCAACCACACCAACCAGCCCUUCAUUGGCAAGGUGUGGAAUCCUGUCUCCACUGCCUGGCCAGACUUCACUCAUCCACUGGGCACCUACUACUGGAGCAGGCAGAUGGAGCGCUUCCACAACACUCUGCCCUAUGACGGAGCAUGGAUUGACAUGAAUGAACCUUCAAACUUCUGGUCUGGUGGUCCCAAAGGCUGCCUCCACAACAAUUUGGAACACCCUCCUUUCCUGCCAGCUGUUGAGGGAGGAUCCUUAUACUACCACACACUGUGCAUGUCUGCCCGACAUCACGUGGGCAACCACUACAAUGUCCAUAAUCUCUUUGGUCUCACUGAGGCAAUUUCCACCAAUGUAGCUCUUCAGGUUGUGAGGGCUAAGCGACCGUUUGUCAUCUCGCGCUCCACUUUCCCCGGCCAAGGAGUCUAUGGGGGUCACUGGACAGGCGAUGUGUGGUCUGAUUGGUUCAACAUGUGGCAGUCCAUUGCAGGGAUUCUAAACUUCAACAUGUUUGGAGUGCCAAUGGUGGGGGCAGACAUCUGUGGCUUCAAUGGCAACACCACCACCAACUUGUGCAUGCGAUGGAUGCAGCUUGGCGCAUUCUAUCCAUUCUCUCGCAACCACAACACUGAUGAUGCAGUGGACCAAGACCCAGUAGCACUGGGAGAGCGUGUGGUGAGGGCAUCCCGAAAGGCACUCAUACAGAGAUACACAUUACUGCCAUACCUGUACACACUCUUCUUCAACGCACACAUGACUGGGGAACCAGUUGCCAGACCCUUGUUCUUCCAAUUUCCUGAGGAUGAGAAGACAUACUCUGUGGAUACUCAGUUCCUCUGGGGCUCUGCACUGAUGAUUGUCCCUGUAUUGAGAGAGCACAUCACAAAAGUUGAGGCUUACUUACCACAAGGCAUGUGGUACGAGUGGUAUGGAGGUGGCAUGGUGAAGGAGGAGGAAGGAGAGGGGUCAUACAUCACCCUCCCAGCUCCAUAUGACACCAUCCCACUUUUAAUACUUGGAGGAAAUAUCUUACCUACCCAUGUCCCAGGCAACACUACAAAACAGAGUCGUGAGCUGGGUCACGGGUUGGUCAUUGCUCCAGACAAGAAAGGUGAAGCAAGAGGUCAAUUGUACUGGGAUGAUGGAGAUUCUUUAGACCCUGUGUCAAGCCAGUCAUUUAGCCACAUGUUGUUCAAGAGUGAGUCAGGUGUCCUGAGAGUGAUGUGCUCCACCAGAGGCUACACUGGCCCUCUUAAUUUACGUUACAUUACAAUCCUGAAUGUUCCUCAAAAUGCAACUCAAGUUGUGGUUGCUGACAAAACAGCUCAGAAUUAUGACUAUGAUCCAGGCAACAAGGUUCUCACAAUCAAGGAACUGGAUCAGCCCCUUAUGCAAAACUUUACUGUGAUAUGGAAGUUUUGAAGCAAAAGAAACAUGAAACAAGCAAAAAAGCAGAGGAAAACUUAGAGAGAGAGAGAGAGAGAGAGAGAGAGAGAGAGAGAGAGAGAGAGAGAGAGAGAGAGAGAGAAUGCAUAGAUUGUAAAAUUUCUUUGACUAUUUUUAAGCUUAUUAAGGUUAAUGUUCUUUUAUCUUCCAUGACCAUGCUAUUAACACACACUAUUCUUAAUAUUGUUAACCUGUUUAAUUUCCUUCCUUUAGUUAUCAAAGGCAUUUGCUUAAGUUUCUAAGAAUUAGUAUGGUGAGAGAACCAUUUCUGGAUUAUCUGGACAAAAAAGACUAUAUGAGCUGUGCAAUUGCCUGAGGAUUGAGGUUGUGUGGGUAAACAAUGUAUGGUAGUAGUUGGAUCUUUGAAACAUAUGCAAUAAAGGUAAGUAAGCAUGGAAGUGAGAAAAAAAAGCAUCUCUGUGAUGGUAUACUUGUAUUAACACUCAACACUUACAAGUGAAACUUGGAUGUAAAAUGAGAAAUGGAGGUCAGCAAUUCAAGGUGUUGAAAUGUUACUUGAAAAAUAGCUUUGGCAUGCAAAGAAUGGCUGAUGAAAGUAAUGACAGUGUGUAUAGCAGAUUUGGUAUGUGAAAAUAAAGGAAUGAAAUGUGGAAUGGUUGAGAGAGUCAAGCACAGCAACCUGGGUAGUCCGACUACAUGGAGAAAUUGGCAAAAAGAGAGAUGAUUCUCUACAUGUGUUUUGUCGUACAAGAAUUCACUUUACGAGCAAUUCAAAUGAAACCUAACUGUGUGUAUUAUCAAGGCCUCCCUAUAUUAUAAUUCCUUCACUUUAACUAAGACUGUCAAAAUGUUGAGAGAAAAAUUGUCUUGGUGCAUGCAUCACCUUGAGGAGAAAGUCUAGGCAGGUUUUACAUAGUUCUCACACUGGUUUCUUGACAGUAUUUUGGUGGGUGGCAGUCAUAGCUUAGUUAGUGCCAAGCCACCAGCUGCUGCAUCUUGUCUGUUACAAAGCUGCUGGUUGUGAACUGAGUUGCAUUAGUUUUACUUGUAGAUCAGUGGUGAAGCCAGCUCAUUGAACAGAGUAUGGUUUUACCUUGUUUACUGUUGAUCACAGCUUAUAAAUAUACUUUUCAACUUAAAUACUUUCUAUUUACACUAGAUUUAUCAGAAUGUUGAAUAAAUUUAUUAGAAUAUAAUCACAUUAUAAAUUUGGCUUAGGAGUGUCUUAGAAUCUGACCUAUGUUUUCCUAUUAGAAUUUAUAUCUAUCAAACAUUAAAUUUUCCAUGCAUGACAAGCUCAAAAACUUCACUGCUGUGUUAAGUGAGGAACAACCAGAAGUGCUUACAUGUUUGUAGCACAGGAUGUCACAAAUACAGUACCUACAUUAUAAUUCAUGCAUUUUAUGAUAUUCUGAGGCCAUAGUUUAUAUCUGUAGGAACCUAUCUUGGCCAAUAAGUCUAUCCCAGAAUGAUUGUUAAAGAAUGUAACUCAUUUGUAAAUUGCAGUUCACUUGUAUUAUAUUCAUAUAAAAUGUUGUGAUUAUUGUAAUCAUAUCAACACCAUAGUUGCUUGCAUAGAUGCUGUGUGAUACCAUGGUAUCCUGCCAGUCAGUUAAGUGCUCUACGUCAGUGGACAAAAAAUCAUGUCUCUGAGUAGCAGCCAUGUGUACUCUUAUACCCAAUAAAUAGAUACUAAAGAAAA